AUGCGUGAUAAAGAGCAAAUAUACGGUAAUGAGGUUCUAGUCAAAACUACAUCAAAUGUAGUUAGGGACAUGACAUCACUGAAGUCUCUGAUGCCUUAUUGUCCUGUUGACCAAGAGAUUCUUAAUCUAGUUAUUGCCCGGCAAAAUUGGUGUUUAAGCACACUAGGAAAUACAAAGUCUAUUUGGUAUAUGCCUACGGAGUUUGCGGUGAUUAACACUACUAAUUGUUGA
This is a messenger RNA of Lathyrus sativus (Indian pea), 231 nucleotides long. The record is from the annotation of a GenBank genome assembly. Lineage: Eukaryota; Viridiplantae; Streptophyta; Magnoliopsida; Fabales; Fabaceae.